AUGGCCCACACCCGGCCAGUCACUCCAACUGCCCCGCUGCCCCUCGCCGGAGCAACAUACCAGCACCUCUACAGGACGGUAGAAGAGACGCUUAACCAGGCAACGCCGCAGCAUGAGGAGACCCUUAAUCAGGCAUCGCCUCAGCAUGAAGAUACCCCCCUAGAGGCCGCGCAGGAGAUAGCGGCCCCCCACCCUCCUCCACGGGGGCGGGCACUAGAAGAGGAUAGCAGGGCAGCUCCAACUGGAACAAGCAGCGCCUCUCAAGCAUCCUUGCCCACCACUGGUAGAGAAAAGAGACCAAGACGGGCCGCUGCAGGCUGUACGAACCUGAAUGUAAGGGACAUGUCAGCCAACAGUCUGCUCCCACGACCAACCAUCUACACUGAUCCCUCAACCUCUGAGAGGGAGGACAUCAGCAUGAGCGAUCAGUCACCAUCUACAUGUUAG
Molecule: messenger RNA, 447 nt
Organism: Didymella exigua CBS 183.55
Lineage: Eukaryota; Fungi; Ascomycota; Dothideomycetes; Pleosporales; Didymellaceae
Exons: 2
Coding region: 1-447 (148 amino acids)
Source: RefSeq, a predicted model, not a curated record